Messenger RNA from Dictyostelium discoideum AX4, 375 nucleotides. RefSeq lists its product as hypothetical. Lineage: Eukaryota; Evosea; Eumycetozoa; Dictyosteliales; Dictyosteliaceae. The record is from RefSeq and is a predicted model, not a curated record. The transcript has 2 exons. Gene Ontology annotation, cellular component: mitochondrial inner membrane. The coding region runs from base 1 to 375 and encodes 124 amino acids.
AUGUCUUGGAGAGCAUUAUUAUCACACAACUUACAAGAAAUUAGAAUUACAUUUUGUCAAUCCAAUCAAAGUAGUGAAGGUUUGAGAAACUUUGUUGUAAAGAAUUACUCUGAUUUAAAAAGAUUAAAUCCAAAAUUACCAUUACUCAUUCGUGAAGGUCAUGGUGUUGAACCAGUAAUUUACGCUCGUUAUGAUUGGGGUAAAGAAGAAAAGAAAGUUGUUACUAAUUUAACCGAACAAGAAGUUGAAGAGAAAUUAAAAGAAUUAUGUUUAAUGGGUAGUAAAUUCGAUAAAUCACCAGAAAGUGAAUUUGAUGAAGUUGAUAUCGUAUCUGCUUAUCAAAAACCAAUUUUAAAUUAUAGACCAAUUUUUUAG